AGAGAGAGAGAGAGAGGGAGCCAGGAGGGAAAGUGUGGGAAAAUUGAAAUCCCGCCCCGCCCGAGAGUCCCCGAAAUGCGGCUCCACUCCUCCUCCAGUCUCUGAGCUCGCGACCUCGACUCGACUCCUUCCAUGGCGAGAAUCAAGCACGCUGCACCAAAGAAAUCUGCUCGCCGUCCACCACCUCCCGGCUCCGCCUCGCGGUCGCCGGCGUCGCCUGGACCUAGCUCCACCCCUGGCACGAGUACAAGCCCGAGGAGAAGCCCCAAGAAACGUGCUGCUCCACGAACUCCAAUUGCAUCGGGGCAGAAGAAGAAGCGACGCUUCAGAUCAGGAACAGUUGCUCUCCGGGAAAUUCGACAUUUCCAAAAGACCUGGACACUCCUCAUACCCGCCGCUCCUUUCAUUAGAACUGUAAGAGAAAUUAGUGGCACUCUAGCCCCUAAUAUCACUCGUUGGACAGCUGAAGCUCUAGUGGCUCUACAGGAGGCAGCAGAGGAUUUUCUGGUUCAUUUAUUUGAAGAUGCAACGCUAUGCACUAUUCAUGCAAAGCGUGUUACCCUCAUGAGGAAGGAUUUUGAGCUGGCUCGACGGCUUGGAGGCAAGGGCCAGCCUUGGUGAUUGAUUGUAAAUUAAAUAUACUGAAGACUGGUAAUAUCAUGUAUGAAGGGAGGCUGUUUCUACGGUCCCGCGACUCCGAUUACCAUACCCAAUUUGUUGGACAUACAUGGUUAGGAUGUUAGUAAAAUUAGAUGGUAGGCACCAACUGCAGUCUCUUAGGAAGUAUUAGCAUUUAUUUUCAUCCCAAACCAUUUUCUACAUUCAGGGAACUAAUGUGUUGUAGAGCUAUGGAGUACAAAGAAACUACUUGGUGGGUGUUUUGGCAGAAGAUUUUCUGUCGAAGCAAUAACAUCGAUAAGAACAGUGAAUGUUUUUGGUUUCCUGUUUUA
Molecule: messenger RNA, 950 nt
Organism: Rhodamnia argentea
Lineage: Eukaryota; Viridiplantae; Streptophyta; Magnoliopsida; Myrtales; Myrtaceae
Product: histone H3-like centromeric protein HTR12
Exons: 9
Coding region: 133-621 (162 amino acids)
Cellular component (GO): nucleosome
Molecular function (GO): structural constituent of chromatin; protein heterodimerization activity; DNA binding
Source: RefSeq, a predicted model, not a curated record